AUGGCGUACGAAGGAAUUCUAUUGGGGAUGGGCAACCCCCUCCUUGACAUCUCCGCCGUCGUCGACGACGAGUUCUUGCAAAAAUAUGACCUGCAGCUCAACAAUGCGAUUCUUGCCGAGGACAAGCACCUAUCCAUGUAUGAUGAAAUGUCUUCCAAGUAUAAUGUGGAGUACAUUGCUGGAGGUGCUACUCAAAAUUCAAUCCGAGUUGCCCAGUGGAUGCUUCAAAUACCUGGUGCAACAAGUUAUAUGGGUUCCAUAGGAAAGGACAAGUAUGGGGAAGAGAUGAAGAAGAACUCAAAACUUGCUGGUGUUAAUGUUCACUAUUAUGAGGAUGAGUCUGCACCAACAGGAACCUGUGCCGUUUGUGUUGUAGGUGGUGAAAGGUCACUUAUUGCCAAUUUGUCAGCUGCUAACUGCUACAAGUUUGAGCAUUUAAAGAGACCAGAAAAUUGGGCUUUGGUUGAGAAGGCCAAGUACUUCUAUAUUGCUGGUUUUUUUCUUACUGUAUCCCCAGACUCCAUUCAGCUUGUUGCUGAACAUGCAGCUGCAACUAACAAGGUUUUCUCAAUGAACGUUUCUGCUCCAUUUAUCUGUGAAUUUUUCAAGGAUGCUCAGGAGAAAGUUUUGCCGUAUAUGGACUUUGUUUUUGGAAAUGAGACAGAAGCUAGAACCUUUUCAAAAGUCCAUGGCUGGGAGACUGAUGAUGUCGAGCAAAUAGCUCUAAAGAUCUCCCAGUGGCCCAAAGCAUCAGGAACACACAAGAGGAUUACUGUUAUUACUCAGGGUGCAGAUCCCGUAGUUGUUGCUGAGGAUGGGAAAGUGAAAAAGUUCCCAGUCAUAAGGUUGCCCAAAGAAAAACUGGUUGAUACCAACGGAGCAGGGGAUGCGUUUGUUGGAGGUUUUCUAUCGCAGUUAGUUCAAGAGAAACCAGUUGAAGACUGUGUGAAAGCGGGCAACUAUGCCGCGAAUGUUGUCAUCCAAAGGUCUGGCUGCACCUACCCAGAGAAGCCUGAUUUCAAUUAA
Messenger RNA from Prunus armeniaca (apricot), 1026 nucleotides. Lineage: Eukaryota; Viridiplantae; Streptophyta; Magnoliopsida; Rosales; Rosaceae. The record is from the annotation of a GenBank genome assembly.